AACAGAACUGGAUUUAUUUCCCUGUCCUCCAGUUGUGAGAUGCAGGAAGCUGGGGGAGAGAACCACUCAACAAUGGUGACUUUUGAGCAUUCUGCUGGCUAUGAACACUUUCCCAGGUUACCUCUUGGUAUAUGCUACAAGGUCCCCAAGAGCAGCUCUUUCUAAAGCCUUGCCUGCAAAAUCCUGCAUGCUUGCUUCAACUACUUUCUUCUCCUUCCUCUGCCAAACAACAAGGGUAUGAUAGUGAAGUAAGACUCUCACUGAUGCAGGCCUGGCCACUUACUUAGGGGCAAGGGGAAGUCUGCUGGAGUUUCAUAGGCCUCAUUUUUUUUUGUAUGUGGCUUAUGUACAUUACUGGAUUAGAGCAAAUGGGAUACAAAGGAACAAAUACCAGGAUGCAUUGCUUUUGGAGACUGCCAAAAAAGGAUGUGCCACUGAUGGAGUCUGAAAAAACCAAAGGAGGAGACCCUUUUUCCUCAGCAACCCACAUAUAUAAUGAAUCCUCUAAUCCUGCACCAUCUAGAAGGCACCAUGAUAUCCCAGAGUUUAUCACUAUGAGUAAUGCUUCUGAAGAGAGGGUGGUGGUGACAGCAGAGGAGGAAGAGGUCUCUUUUUCUGAAGACCUAGCACUUCUCUUUGUUGUGAAAGAACAGAUAUGGGACAGACUCUCUAACCCUGUAGAAAGAGAGACAAGUGUGAGACUGGAAAGAGGCCAGAGAGAUCCAGAGAACUGGGGAGGAUUUUCAGAGCAAGAAAAUGAUGUCAACAUACAAGAAGUCAUUUUGGAGGAUAACAGGGAUGCCCCCUUGAAUUAUCAUCAGGGAGAACUUAAAGCUGCUCAUUCCUUAAGGGAUCACAAGUCUUCCCUUUUCAGAUCAACUUCCCUUGCGCAGAUCCCAGGCACUCCCAGUGAGGUUGCAGUGAGACAGGGAAAAGGUCAAACCCUUGUUGUUGGAUUUCCCCAAGCCCUGAACCUUUAUGAUACAUUCUCUCAGACAGAGAGUGAGGUAACAGGCACUUUUUCUGCUCAGGAGGAAUCAGCUGAUGAAUAUCCCCCAGUGAGUCAUGAUAUUUCAAAGUAUCACCAAAAUGCUGAGUCUUCCAAAGCCAGAUUAGAUGAAGAUCACUCAUCAGAACUAGAGCCACAGCAUGAGCUUGACAAGAGAUAUAUGCCAAAUAUGGAAGCCACAUUGGAGACCGAUGAGGAGAUGCCUUCUAAAACGGAAGGAUCUGGCCAGAUACAUUCUAAUACUUCCACAAAGGAUGAAGAGGGUAAUGUAAUAGAGCUAAAGAGACAAGUAGAGGAUGUGAAAUCUUCUGCUCUUUUCCAGUCAAAUUUUGAAUCUUCUAAGGGUAGAAAUGUAGAUGUGCAACAACCAAAAUCCAAUGAAAUGUUGUCUCUGCCAUUCUCUAAGAGAGCAGACAGUAAUUCAGACAUGGGAGAGAAUUUGGAAGAAUUGGAGCAAAAUUUAUUUAUUUGCACUGUCCUCCAUCUAGAGGAGGAGGAGGAGGAUGGCACAGUACAAAGCAAAACUGAUUCACUAAAGAAGACAAUCAAAAGAAAGCAUACUAAAAGCAACACAGAUUGUGGUGAAUUAGAAUCUUCUCAGAAGGAGGUAUUAAAAUCACUGGAGUCAGGGCCUGCAGAAAUGGAGCCACUGGAGUUGGUAGACACUGAACUGAAUGACGAGGGCCUGGAAUGUAAAAGAAUGGAGAACAAAAUGGAAACAGAGCAGAAGAAACUUGAAUUGGGACACAAUUACCAGGAAGACCAAGAUUGGUUUGUACAAGUCGCAAAAGCAAUGAAGCAAGGGGUAGAGACAGAAUUGACUGCCCCGCUAGUCACACUGCGUCUAGAUUCAUUGUAUAAUCUGGAAAAUAACUUGGCUCUGCCCGGUGUAAGUAUGAACAGUUCUUUGGUUGAGGCUGAAGGAUUUACCUUCUCUUUCAAGGAAUUCUUGACACCAGAUCACUGUCCAAAGUCAGUCUGGAGACAGGGCUCUGGUAAUCCACAAAUAACAAAAGUGAAAACUUCACUACUUGAACGUCUUCCCCCAGAGUGUGAGAGCCCAAGGUCACAGGCUCUAAUAAGUCUUGACUCUCAUAAACUAGAAUCCUUUGUCAUCUAUGACCAAGCAGGUCAUAGUGUCCAAGACAAUGGACAACCUACUGAGGAAGACAGAAGUACUCCGACUGAAAAAGAGGACAGUGAAUGUGCUGGAUAUGAGACCGGUGCCAUGAGUGUUAAUGAUGAAAAAAUGACACUAUUCUGUAGAGAUUCAGCAGUAACCCCUGGUCCACAGAUCCACCCACAUGAUUCUAAGCCUGUAGAUCACCCUAUUGAUAUUGAAAUCCAUAUCCCUACCUCAUCAUUAGGGACCUCAAUAGCAGUAGAUCCUCUGGAGAAAGAUGCUGGCAAGGGAGCCAAAGAUGCUGUGUUGUGUGAAGAAUCAGAAUUCAUACAAGAACCAGCAAACCAGAAUCUAUUUAUCUCCUGCCAACUGGAUAUAGUGGAUUGUGAAGAAACCUCCGCAUUGGACAGUGAUGUAGAUGUCCAGGCUCCCAGCAAAAAUGACACAUCUGGAAAGACCUUACAUGAAGUUGCUCAGAGUAUUGCCUCCGAGAUCAUCCAAUGUGUAUCAUUAGGAGAGAGGCUGUCCAAUACAGUCAAACAGAGUGUAGAAUUUAGCCUUGAUUCAACUUUGACUACAUUGGCUCCAGCAUCAUUCCAGGCCCAAGACACUACCAUAAGUUAUUUAGAGAAAUUCCAUCAGCAUCAAAAAAUCUCAAAGAAGAGCUUUGCAAUUCCAGGAAAGGAGGAAGCAGGAGGAGAUACACUUUUCAUGAAGCAACAAACUUCAACCAGUGAAUCACCAUGUUUUUUAGUUCUUGAAGAGGAUGAAACAGAAUGUGAAAACGCCUCUCUCAACACUUGUUUUACAAUAACCACAGAUAUGGCUCAGCUCACAAAGCCUUUGACCCCAGUGCCUGUCUCUGAUCAGAUUGUGCCUCUAGAGCCUGUUUCCAGCCACUUAAAUCAGCUCACAUCAGCUGUGUCAGAUGAUUGCAGAGAGCCUGCUCAGCUUGUAACCUCUCCACCUAAUGCAGAUAGCCUUGCUCAGUCUCCAGCUCAUACUCUUGAUCCCAGUCAGCUCCUGGAAGAACUGGUCUCUCCCAGUCAAACUUGCCAGUCCACUGCCAUUAAGGCUUCACAGUCUUCAGCCCUAACACCUGACACUGAACUUUUUGAUCAGCCUUCAGCCUCUGGAGUCAAUUCCAACCAACAUAUUACACAACCGAUACCCAGUUCUGACCAGUCUUUAUCCCUGGAGUAUUAUGCCAACCAACCUGUUUCCAUGCCAAUCACUUUCAAAAAUUCCAGUCAUUCUGUGUUUCCUGCACUUAAUCCCAAUCAGUCCAGAAAACUAGUUAACUCUAGCCAAAUCAGGGAACCUGUAGCUCCUGAGUUUAACUUCAACCUUCUAGACUUUGCUCAUAGCAGGAGACAUCACAUUUCACAUCCAGGGUCCAGCUUCAACAAGCCUUUAGCUUCUGAUGCCCAACAACCAGCUGAAGCACCGGAGUCCAGUCUACCUAUUCAUUACAUAGAUGGUGAUGAUCAGACACAUACUCUUGUGCCUGUUGCCAACUGCAGUUCUCAGACAACAUCCUCAGUUCUUGAAGGUGAACACCUUGCCCAGAUUCCAAACAUGGACAGCAAAUUGGAAGAAUUCUCUGUGGUACAAUUGGCCAAAUCAGUGGGCGCAGGUACUUCCCAAGGUCAAAUUGGCUGGAAUAUAAAUGAAACAUCCAGUGACAUGGGGGUCACUCUGUUGGACAUACACUCAGAUGCAGUCAUUUCAGGAAAUGAUGCAUUAGUGGAAGACCCCUUCUAUACCAUUCCUGAAACAAUGUCUUGUAUUAUAAAUAAAAUAAAUAUGCAUGAUUGGAAAUCUUCAUCUGAAGACACCUUGCAUCCCUCAGUAAAAAGUCAGAAAAUGCCUGAAGCUUCAGAGGCCAAAGGUUCAUUGCAUUCUUUUCCACCCCUAGCUUUCAGCAACCCAAUCCACUUCUUCCAGUGUGGCCCUCCAUCACCACCAACUGUGAGACCCCCAUGCAGGCAACAAGCUGUCUCUCAGGGGCCACAGCAACAGAGAGAAAAUGCAAAGAGAGAUGCAAAGGUCACAGCAGCAUCUAUGGAUAUGUGCCAGAUGGCAGAAAGCAGUGGAACAUUCUGGAAGGGCUUGGAAAAAUCAGUGAUAGAACCAGUUCCAGCUGUGGUUCAUAGGAAGGAAGGAGCAACCAAUCAUCUACCCUUAGAGAAAUCCUCUAGUUGUCCAAAUAAAAGUGUCAUUGAGGUGGACACAAAAGAACCAGCAUCCAAUUCAAAGAAACAGGAGGUAUUAAUCAAACACCGAGCAAAAAGCAAAGAUUGGCAUCGACAUGGUGUGAGAAAGAUCUCAAUACCAACAGACAAUCCAUUAGGAAUGCUACCGUCUUUUAUCCCGUCAAAGGAGGAAGUCCCUGCACACAAAGAAAAAUCAGUCAAUAUUGACAGAGCUAACUAUGGAGAGAAGAAAUUAAAUGAGACAGCAGAAAACAUAAAGCGGCGACGCUCCAAAUUAAUCAACUCGUCAAGGUUGCUCUACCAGGAAUACAAUGAUGUUGCACUGAACAAAGCCAUUCAAAGUCAAAAGAGAGCAGAUUCCUUGUCUGAAGAUUCGGAGCUAUUUCCAAGGUUACGAAGAAAAGCACUCUCCUCACAAGACUCCUACCUACAACGCCUGUCAGUUUCGUCCACCACAUCCCUCUGGCAGGACAUCCCCAUGGUCCGAGGGAGCGCAACGCUGCUUAGCAUGACACGUGAAGAGCAGAAGUUGCAGGAGGCCAAGUUUGAACUUAUUGCAUCAGAAGCCUCAUACCUGCGGAGCUUAAAUGUGGCAGUGGACCACUUUCAGCACUCCCAGGAACUCCAGGCUGUCUUAACUAAUCAAGAUAAACAGUGGCUAUUCUCCCGCCUUCAGGACGUACGUGAUGUUAGUGCCUAUUUCCUGCUUGACCUGGAAGAGAAGCUUGAGGAAGACAUGUUCACCUUCAAUGUGUGCGAUGUGGCUUUGAGGCAUGCCCCAGAAUUCCACAGGGUUUACUUGCCAUAUGUGACAAACCAGACCUACCAGGAGCAAACCUUUCAGCGGCUACUGAAUGGUGUCCCUGCUUUCCAACAGGUUUUGGAGAGACUAGAAAGUGAUCCUGUUUGCCAGCGUCUCUCCCUCAAAUCCUUCCUCAUCCUCCCAUUCCAGCGUAUUACAAGACUGAAACUCCUACUCCACAACAUAUUGAAGAGAACGCGGCCUGGUACUGAUGAAGAAGUACAGGCCACUCAAGCAUAUGAUGCACUUGAGAAGCUCAUCAAAGAUUGCAAUGAAAAUGUCCAACGCAUGAAGAGCACUGAGGAGCUAAUCUACUUAAGUAAAAAUAUGGAGUUUGAAUGCAAGAUUUUCCCACUUAUCUCACAGUCAAGGCGGCUGGUGAAACGUGGGGAACUUACAGCACUGGAGUAUAAUCUGAGCUUGAAGUGGAAACUUACCACCCGGCCCAUCUACCUGCAUCUCUUUAACGACUACCUGCUCCUGUCUCGGCCCAGAGAGAAUGGCCAUUUUAUUGUAUUUGAUUAUGCUGCCUCCUCAGAUGUGCGUGGAGAGAAGUGUGAAAUGAAACUACAUGGAGCAAACAAAAAUGUGUUCCGCCUCUUCCUGCUGCAGAACCAUCAGGGGAAAAAAGUAGAGUUCCUCUUCCGUACAGAAACACAGAGUGAGAAGCUGAGAUGGAUUUCUGCUCUUAUGCCACAACAAGUUGAACCUGAUCUCUUGGAUGACUCUGAUGCAACUCAGGUUCAAUGUGUGAGGCCAUACAAAGCCCGAGAGAAUGAUGAGCUGGCACUGGAGAAAGCAGAUAUAGUUAUGGUCCUGCAGCAAAGCAGUGAUGGAUGGAUUGAAGGAGUAAAACUCUCAGAUGGGGAAAGAGGCUGGUUCCCUUCUGAUCAAGUGGACUUAAUCUCCAGCAAGCAUGCACGCCAGAUGAAUUUGAAGGAGGAACAGCGUGUGAAGUAUGCCAAACAACAGGUCUUUCGUAGGAAAUAGGAUCUCCUUUUCCCAAGAAAAACAACUUUAACAUCAUCUCCAUUGUGGCUCCCUGGACUGCAUUUGCUUUUCAAAUAGAGAUCCUCCUGGAGGCCAACAACAAAUAUUUAGUUCCACCAAUACAGGACAUAAUAUUUACCAAAGAAAUUUAAAAAACUGAUUUCAUGGAAAGUGCAUCACCAUAACUAGAAAAAUAACAGAAGAAAAAAGCUGCAUUAUUUUUGGCUUGAUAGCUGCAAAGAAGCAAUACAGUUGGGAACUGGAUGUUAGGACUUCUAGGAAGCUAUUAUUGACUCUACCUUUGUUCACAUGCAUGAUCUCCUCACUCAGGACCUUUGCUUCAACUUCUGCUCUCCCAAAUGAUGAUAUUACUUACCUCACAGAAGAUGUGAAGCUAACAUUUAGUAUUCAAAGAGCUUUGAAGUCCUACAAAAAGAAGAUGCUAAGAAAAUGCAAAAAUAUAUUUUAUAGGUAUUGUUAUGGAAAUGAGCUUUUCCAUUUGAAAUACUUCAUAUAUUUUAAUUGCUGCACAUUUACUACCAAAGAAGAUAUUAUACACAUAUAUGGACAAAAGUGAGUCCACCUUGAACUUAGCACCUGCUUUAACAGCAAAAUUUGCCAAAUUCCUAGUAGUCACCUUUUUCUGGUUUGCUCCUGUGCCUUUUAACAGUAACCUUACACACAGAAAUGUAGCAGGUGAAAGCAUUUCCCACCAUUUAUCUCCAUCUCAGGAAUACUUCACCUGCUAUUAAUUUCUGUAUAUCAGGGUGCAGUUAAAGGAAUAGGACGAAAACCAGAUAAAAAGUAGUGAGCUACUUUUUAUACAAGAAAAUUGACUAAGUAUAGGGAAAUAAGACACACUUGUCAUAAUAUCUCCCUUGCUUCUUUAGUUAUGAUGGAGACCUACGUUUUCUUAUUCUCAUCUUGAAACUGAACAUUUGGAAAUGUUAGUAGCCAGCCCAAGAGGGAGUGCCUUAGAAUACAUGAGUCCAUGAGUCUGAUGGGUGACAUAUCAGAGCGUCCUGUAACAACUGAUAAUUAACCACUUUGUGCACGCCAGUAGAUGCUGCUCCUCUCAAGGACAGAGGUUACAGCUCAGUGUCAGGACACAUACCUUCCAGGCAGAUGGUUCCAGGUUCAAGUAGCAUAUGAUGGAAAAGAUUAUUUGAGACUCACUGCCAGUCAUGAUACUGGGAUAGAUGCACAAAUGGUCUGACCUACUUUAAGGGAGCUUCCUAUGAUCCUAAGGCAGUGCAAUCAGCUGUGGAAACCAAGCAAGACAUAACUCAUGUCGUGGGGCAAUGUCAUCUUUAUCAGCAACCAUUCAAGACAUAACUUUGUAAGAAAACAGCUUGCAAAGCCUGGGACAGGCUUGGUGUGUAUAACAGUAUAUUUGACUUCUGUAAUGGCCUGGUCAGACACACUUUAGACCACUGAAAUCAAUGGGCAUAGGCCUUGUUAAAUCCACAAAGGAUUGCAACCUAAAGACACUUGGUCUGCCUUAACCCGACCCUUCCAGCUCUUAUUAAAAGUAUAAAUAUUUGGUAUUCAGAUGUAUGGAAUGGCCCACAAACCACUUAAAUGGACUUACAACCAAACCCCCAAAACACAUUA
This is a messenger RNA of Rhineura floridana, 7754 nucleotides long. RefSeq names its product Rho guanine nucleotide exchange factor 5 (gene ARHGEF5). NCBI's taxonomy places the organism in Eukaryota, Metazoa, Chordata, Lepidosauria, Squamata, Rhineuridae. The coding region runs from base 336 to 6140 and encodes 1934 amino acids. Gene Ontology annotation, biological process: intracellular signal transduction; activation of GTPase activity. Gene Ontology annotation, cellular component: cytoplasm; nucleus. The transcript has 15 exons. Gene Ontology annotation, molecular function: protein binding; guanyl-nucleotide exchange factor activity. The record is from RefSeq and is a predicted model, not a curated record.